AUGGCAUCUACUCCUACACUGAUCGGCAUGCCCGAACCACCAUCAAAUAUUGAUACUCCAACUGAUGCACCAGGAACCCCAAACUCAACCACGACCUCCCUCUCCGCGCUCUCCACCACCGCUAUCAAAGAUGGUCAUCGCGGAUCUGCUCACCCGACCGGAAGCUCUCAUCAUCAACACACUCUUUCAAACAAUACCCUCGAAGCGCAGCGCGCAGAUCGAAUCUCACGCCUUGCAGGUCUCGAACGGGUAACCACAGCGACCCCUCAAAAUCCCAGUGGUACUACAACAGCCCCAGGGCCUGCUACUGGACAAAUCCCAGGAUAUUUUGAUCAAGCCGGAAAUCCAGUUUAUACAACACGCAUAUCUACCGUUGGCAGCGCAUCCGCGACCGGUUCUAUGACGGGAAGAACCACUACAUGGGCAUCGAAUAGUACAAAAGGACAAACGGAGGCUGAUGAUGAUGAGCUAAGCAUGGAUAACAAUUAUCGAGAAACAGAUGAUCGUGACACGUUUUCCGCAUCGGCUAUGGAUGAGGAAUUAGAUGGGGAUGGAAUGAGUGAUAAUACAAGUUUAGUUGGAUUCGGCGAGGGCGCUGGAAGCACCGUCAGCGGUCCAACAUACAGCAGAGGCAAUAUCCUCGCGAGCCCUAUCGCAGUAGGAAAAAGCGGUCUAGCCAAAGAAGUACAGAGCAGCAAUCCCGGAACCUCCGUCAGCGCAUCCACAUCCGCAACAGCAGAACAACAGAGGCGUGAAGCGAGAAUGCUAGAUGGAAUUACAGAUGAUAAUACAAGUGGCUAUGUGGAUACGGCAGCCCGAGGUUAUGGAACAGGAGUAGCUGGAAAUCGCAAUUCAUCUGGUUCAGGACUAGGUACGGGAGUAGGUGCCGAAGCUGCAGAGAGAAUUUUAAAGGAGAGAAUUGAUGAUAGUCCAUCUGCGGCUAGUAGACCUCCUCUUGGUAGUCCCGAUCAAGCGGGUCUGGGCAAGUUUUAUUUCGAAGAGAAGAAGUAA
Sclerotinia sclerotiorum 1980 UF-70 is the source of this 1011-nucleotide messenger RNA. RefSeq lists its product as hypothetical. The record is from RefSeq and is a predicted model, not a curated record. The transcript has 2 exons. Bases 1 to 1011 code for a protein of 336 amino acids. Lineage: Eukaryota; Fungi; Ascomycota; Leotiomycetes; Helotiales; Sclerotiniaceae.